Messenger RNA from Camelina sativa (false flax), 561 nucleotides. RefSeq lists its product as uncharacterized. The record is from RefSeq and is a predicted model, not a curated record. Lineage: Eukaryota; Viridiplantae; Streptophyta; Magnoliopsida; Brassicales; Brassicaceae.
UUCAACCCCCCAUAUCAAAUCGUCCAAUAUUUUCAGCGAUGAGAUCACAGAUUGAGCAUGAGAGGUCCGAUCUUCCUUGCCCUAAGCGUCCCAAGUUAGAGGAGACAUCGAAACAUGACUCGUAUGAUUCGGAUGAUUGGGAAACUUUGUCAGAUGAUUUCCGACUCUUAGAUGAAGAGUGGGACAAGAGCGGGGGUUUUGAUGUGGACUUGUCGAAACUACGUCACACAUUCGGUUACGGAUCUGUGGAUCUGGACGAGUCUGACCUAGCUAGCAGCAGCGAGCCUCAUGAGAACAAUAACAGAGAUUUUCUCAACAGAAUUUCGAAGAUGGCUAUCUCCUACUACAACGAAAGGACGGAUACAAGUUUGGAACUUGUCAAGGUUCUGAGAGCAAAUUUUCACCCAUCUGCUGCAAUCACGCUCUACAUCACCUUCGAAGCAUAUGAUAUUUGGGAUGUUAAUAACCAGACAAAACGGUACCAGGCAGUGGUUCGCUACUUGCCCUGGGAUAUUAAAGUAUGCUCUUGCUGCCCUGCGCCAUCUUCUUCAAUCUAGAUGA